Nilaparvata lugens (brown planthopper) is the source of this 1096-nucleotide messenger RNA. RefSeq names its product 2-oxoisovalerate dehydrogenase subunit beta, mitochondrial-like. The transcript has 4 exons. NCBI's taxonomy places the organism in Eukaryota, Metazoa, Arthropoda, Insecta, Hemiptera, Delphacidae. Bases 151 to 762 code for a protein of 203 amino acids. The record is from RefSeq and is a predicted model, not a curated record. Gene Ontology annotation, biological process: response to nutrient; branched-chain amino acid catabolic process.
UUUGACGUCGUAACACUGUGAUAAGACUCGAUGUGAUGGGAAUUUUUCAAAGUACACCAGUUAUCACAAUACAAUCGAACUCGGACACUAAACCAGUGUAAAGUGCUAGUUCGAUCACUACCUACUUAUUAUUCUACAGUCAACUUCACAAUGAAAAGUUUAACAACUCUGGUUCGUAAAGCUUCAAUAAGGCCUAACAAAUAUACCAUAAGUGAAAACUUUCAAAGAGUAUUUUCAUCUUCAAAUGCUGAAAAUAGUGCAAAAAAAACAAACAAUAUGAAUAUGUUCCAGGCUAUCGGCAGUGCUUUGGAUCAAACCCUCAAAUCAAACCCUAAUUCAGUGGUAUUUGGGGAAGAUGUUGCAUUUGGAGGUGUAUUCCGUUGUUCAAUGGGGCUGCAAGAGAAAUAUGGCAGACAAAGAGUGUUCAAUACACCUCUUUGUGAGCAAGGAAUUGCAGGUUUCGGGAUAGGCUUGGCAGUAACUGGAACAACAGCCAUAGCUGAAAUCCAAUUCGCAGACUACAUGUUCCCUGCAUUUGACCAGAUAAUGAAUGAGGCAGCGAAAUACAGAUACAGGAGCGGCAACGAAUUUAAUUGCGGCAAGUUGACAAUCAGAGCUCCGUGUGGUGCGGUGGGGCACGGCGCUCUUUAUCACUCGCAGAGUCCAGAGGCAUACUUCUCUCACACACCUGGCCUUAAAGUAAGGUCAAUUACACAUUAUAAAGAGUGUUCCUCAAAGAACUACAGUACUAUACAGUUUUAAAGCUGCUUUUAGUACUCAACGACGGAAUAAGCUAAAAUUGUCUUUAGGAAAAAUGCUAAUAUCCUUUGGUUUUUAUGUAAUUCGAUAUUUUCCAUACAAUGUGAGUGGAUCUACAUUUCCAACUUGAACCUUGAAGUGGCAGACUUCAUGUUAAGUCUUCAAUAUAUCUUUUGAACCAAUAAGAUAGGCCUUUAAUUUAUGAACUAUAACUAUAAUGAAAGAUUGGUAAACAUCAUAUAGGCCUAUAUGAAAUCAUACACAAAUGAUUAAACUAUAACUAUAAUGAAACAUUGGUAAACAUCAUAUAGGCCUACAGAAAUCAUAUAGGCCUAUA